Messenger RNA from Adineta steineri, 222 nucleotides. The record is from the annotation of a GenBank genome assembly. Lineage: Eukaryota; Metazoa; Rotifera; Eurotatoria; Adinetida; Adinetidae.
AUGGAUGUUAAUUACGACAAUGAUAAUUAUAGUUAUGGUCAUGGUGAUUUUCGACCAGCUGCUGGUCGAAAACGAAAGGAAGUAACCACAUCAAUUCAAACAAUCACGUAUUGGAACGAUCAAUUAAUUAAUUUAAAGAAUAUAGAUAGAUAUGAGGAAACAGACGAACAAAAAGAAGAUGAAGAUGAUGAUGACAUCGACGAGUUGAAUAGUACUGAUUAA